AUGUCUGCAACAUAUGCUCAAUUAAAGGAUAACACGUCUAUUGUUGUUUUCGGGGCUUCCGGAGACUUAGCCAAGAAGAAGACUUUCCCAGCUCUCUUUGGUCUCCGUAAGAUGGGUUUACUCCCAAAGGAUACACGCAUCAUUGGAUACGCCCGCUCAAAGAUGACAAAUGAGGAGUUCCAUGACAAAGUUACUGGAUUUAUUAAGAUUGAUGAUAAUGAUUCAAACUCCAAGAAGCUCCUUGAUGAGUUUAAGAGUGGUUUGUCAUACGUCGCUGGUGGAUACGAUGGCGAAGAAGCGUUUAAGAAUCUCAACGAUAACCUCACCAAUGCUGAGAAGAGUAAUGCUUCAUCUGGUAAGGUGUCAAAUAGACUAUUCUACCUCGCUCUCCCUCCUAGUGUCUUUGGCUCCGUCUCUGAAGGCUUACGUAAAUUCUGUUACUCAGGCUCAGGCACCAACAGACUCAUCGUCGAAAAGCCUUUUGGAAAAGACACCGAAUCUUCACAGCAACUUAUGAAUGCAAUCAAAGCAAACUGGUCAGAGGAAGAAAUAUUCCGCAUCGAUCACUAUCUUGGUAAAGAGAUGGUGAAAAAUUUGCUUGUUUUGCGCUUCGCUAAUGUUUUCCUUGACAAUCAAUUCCACAAAAACUCUGUUGAUAAUGUACAAAUCACUUUCAAGGAGCCUUUCGGCACUGAAGGACGUGGUGGAUACUUUGAUGAAUUCAACAUCAUCCGCGACAUACUCCAAAAUCACUUAAUGCAAGUACUUUCUUUGGUGACGAUGGAGAGACCUGUUUCAUUCUCUUCAGAGGAUAUUCGUGAUGAGAAGGUAAAGGUUUUGCGCACAAUACCACCACUCAAACCAGAAGAAGUCGUCCUUGGUCAGUACGUUGGUGCGAAUGGAAAGCCUGGAUACAAGGAGGAUGAUACUGUCCCACAAGAUUCAAAUUGCCCAACAUACGCUGCAUGUGCUUUACACAUCAACAACCCACGCUGGGAAGGCGUUCCAUUCAUACUCAAAGCAGGUAAAGCUUUGAAUGAAGGUAAGGUUGAGGUUAGAAUUCAAUUCAAGGACGUCACAUCGGGUAUAUUCUCAGACAUUCCAAGAGAUGAGCUCGUUAUUAGAAUUCAACCAUCUGAAGCUAUCUACUUGAAGGCCAACACUAAAGUACCUGGACUUCAUAUGUCGGCGCUACCAACAGAGUUGGAUUUGACAUACAAGGAUAGAUUCGAUAAAGCUGUCAUACCUGAAGCUUAUGAGUCACUCCUCCUUGAUGCGCUUAACGGGGAUCACUCCAACUUUGUGCGUGAUGAUGAGCUUGAUAUUGCGUGGAAAAUAUUUACACCAAUCCUUCACUGGAUCGAGGGAGCGAAUGGGGAGAAGCCAACGCCAGACUCAUAUGAGUAUGGAUCAAGAGGACCAAAGGGGGUUGAAGAGUUCCAAGCCAAGUUUGGAUACAAGCGCACACCAGAUAACUACAAGUGGCCAGUAACUGAUCUUAGCCAGGCCAAGAUGUAA
Messenger RNA from Wallemia ichthyophaga EXF-994, 1518 nucleotides. RefSeq names its product Glucose-6-phosphate 1-dehydrogenase. The transcript is spliced from 5 exons. NCBI's taxonomy places the organism in Eukaryota, Fungi, Basidiomycota, Wallemiomycetes, Wallemiales, Wallemiaceae. The record is from RefSeq and is a predicted model, not a curated record. Bases 1 to 1518 code for a protein of 505 amino acids. Gene Ontology annotation, molecular function: glucose-6-phosphate dehydrogenase activity; NADP binding. Gene Ontology annotation, biological process: pentose-phosphate shunt, oxidative branch; glucose metabolic process. Gene Ontology annotation, cellular component: cytosol.